UGUUUGCUGGAAAAAAGAAUGACACAGAGUUCGUUGUUAUGUGGAGCUGGUGCGGAACUCUGUUUCCAACUUUCCACCAUUGCCUAAUUUUAAUUGGCCAUUCGUAUUUUUAGGAUCAACCCAGAUCCGAAAAUCUCUCAUUUUAUCUCUCUCUUUCUUUCUUGCUGUUUCUCUCUCUAGAAUUUCUUGUCUGGCACGACCCACUAUUUUUCAUUCCAAGGAGGGAAUGAAAAACGUCUUUUGAAACCAGAUAAACAGUAGCUGUCUUGGUGCGCAUUUUGGUUGUUUUGUUUGCCUCUCAUUGGUUUUUCCAGUGCUUUAUGAUGAAUUUACGUUGUUGAUUUUUGGGUUCAUUCAUUUUUUGUCUGGAAAAACAAGUACUGGCAUUUCAUUUUUUUUUCCCCUUUUUUGAGCUUGUUGUCUUUGGACCAGUUCUUAAGAAAUGUGGAUUUCAGAUUUUGUUAUUAAUUUAGAGAUCAGACCUAUGAGAUUGUAUUAAUGUAAAGAAUUGCUGAUGUGCAUAGUCUCCUUUGUUGGGUUUCGUUGGAGUCCUUUUAAAUUUGGGAUCUGGGUUCUUUGUUUUUCAAGAACAGGUUCAUUGGAUCUUUCAAUUUGGAGGUUACUUUAUUGUUCUUGGUGGGUUUUUAAGGUUUUGAGGGUUUGGGUUCUCUCUCAUCACUCUUCAUUGUAGAAGAUUUUGAUUGCAUUGCAACUCAGAUGUUCAUAUAUUCAAAGAGAUACUUUGAAGGAAGUGCAGAAGAAAGUAUAUUUCUUGGUGUACGCUUGAGUAAUUGAAGGAUGUUAGUAGAAUCUCAAGCAUAAAUUGCUGCCAAAAGUGCAGCUGGAAAAGAUAUUUUCUUAGGAAGGAGAGGAAUUGUGCAGUUUUCUGAAUAGAAACAGAAGGCUGAAGUGGAAUCAUGGGCUGCAUUUGCUCAAAAGGGCUUUUAGCGCAUCAAUUUGUUGCUAAGAAUCAUGAUCAUGGUAGAAAAAAAGAAUCAAAGUCGAACAACUGUUCCAAACAGUUAGAAGCUGGUGUGGGUGGAAAUGAUGCGACGGCGCAAUUGAUGUCAGUUCCUCCCACAGAAGAGAAUUCAGUUUUGAAUUCUAUAUCGGUAGAUGAAGCGAGUAAAAAGCCGGAGGUUACUGAAAAGCAUACAAAACCUCUGCUUCAAAAACGUUCAUCAAUGGAGGUUGGAGCCACUGGGGGACAAAUACAGCCUAGGCUGACUAGAAUAAUUAGUGUGUCUAAUGGUGAAAGGGGGGCACAAGUUGUUGCUGGCUGGCCUUCAUGGUUGACCUCUGUGGCUGGAGAAGCAAUCAGUGGAUGGGUGCCUCGGAAGGCAGAGUCAUUUGAGAAACUGGACAAGAUUGGACAAGGAACUUAUAGCAGUGUGUACAGAGCUCGUGAUCUUGAAUCAAACAAAAUAGUUGCACUAAAGAAGGUGCGCUUUGCUAAUAUGGAUCCGGAAAGUGUUCGUUUUAUGGCAAGAGAAAUUCUUAUUCAGCGUAGGCUUGAUCACCCAAAUGUCAUGAAACUUGAAGGUCUUAUUACCUCGAGGACCUCAGGAAGCUUAUAUCUUAUAUUUGAGUAUAUGGAGCAUGACCUUGCUGGCCUUGCUGCAAGACCUGAAAUCAAGUUUAGUGAAGCCCAGAUAAAAUGUUAUAUGCAACAGCUUCUUUGUGGACUUGAACAUUGUCACAGCCGUGGCGUUUUACAUCGUGACAUCAAGGGAUCAAAUCUUCUAAUUGAUAAUUGUGGAAACCUAAAGAUUGGUGAUUUUGGGCUAUCGACCUUCUACCAUUCUAGUAAAAAACAGCCUCUAACAAGUCGUGUGGUAACCUUGUGGUACCGACCACCUGAACUAUUGCUUGGAUGUACAGACUAUGGAGUUGCUGUGGAUUUAUGGAGUACCGGUUGUAUCCUUGCAGAGCUGUUUUCUGGCAAGCCUAUCAUGCCUGGAAGGACAGAGGUGGAGCAACUACAUAAGAUCUUCAAACUUUGCGGGUCGCCUUCCGAAGAAUACUGGAAGAAAUCAAAAUUGCCUCAUGCAACUGUUUUUAAACCUACACAUCCAUACAAGCGUUCUGUUACUGAUGCAUUCAGAGAGUUUCCUUCAUCAGCAUUGUCCCUAUUGGACGUCCUUCUUGCAAUAGAACCUGAAGGCCGUGGAUCAGCUUCUUCUGCACUCCAGAAUGAGUUCUUCAUAACAAAGCCUCUUCCUUGUGAUCCAUCAACAUUGCCAAAGUAUCCGCCAAGCAAGGAGUUUAAUGCCAAGCUUCGAGAUGAGGAAGUGAGAAGGCGAAGAGUAACUGUUGGAAAAGGACAAGGACAUGAAUCGGUUAGAAAGGGGUCUAGAGAAUCCAAGGUUGUACCAGCACCAGAUGGCAAUGCUCAGUUGCAGGCUUCCAUACAGAAACACCAAGGGCAGAAUAACCAAAAAACAGCCACAGAAAAGUACAGUCUUGAGCCUACAAGAGACACAACACAUGGUUUCUUCUCCCAUUCAGGCCAGUCAAUGCAUCCGAGUGCAUUUGGAUCCUCAAGGAAUAUGAAUGCGUGCUCUAGCCACUAUAUGAAUGGUGAAGACUUGAGAAUGCAGGAAUCUUGCACACAUCGUGCAGCAUCCCAAUUAUCUAGAUUUUCCAGUUCAGUUGCAGUUCGAGGUGCUUCAAAAUUUGAUGGUGUCUUACAGACCAGUGUGAAUCCACACUGGCCAGAGGAGCGUAUUAGUGCCAGAUAUUGUCAUCAUGAUAAUGGUGCUUCCUCUGAAAAACAUGUUUGGUCGCAUCAUUUGCAAGAUAGGCGGAGGUCUGCUCAUAAGAAAGAUGAACAACCAUUGGGAAAGGAGUCUGCAGCGGUUUAUGCACCUAAGAAGAGUCGGAUACACUACUCUGGACCAUUAAUGCCUCCAGGAGGAAAUCUUGAGGAGAUGCUCAAAGAGCACGAGAAGCAAAUCCAACACGCAGUGCGUAAAGCUCGCGUGGAAAAGGAUAAAACCAAGAAAAGUGAAAAUGUACAAAACGAAUCAGUACUUAGUCAUGGAAGAAAGGGCAGGUGAUGACCGAGAGUGAUUGGAACAUGGGCAUAGUUGUUACUAAACAGGAAGAUACACCACUUUUCUUUGGCAUUGUACAGAUCUCAAAACCAAAAUUUGGAAUUCAGAGCUUCUCUGGGUUUACAUGGCACCAAAAGUUUAUUUCACCAUCAGAGGUAAAAGCAUAAAUUCCUAAUCAUCCAUAUGUUGCAGAUGCAAUGUGAAGCUAUCAAAAUCCUUCAGCAUUGUCCUCCAGGGUACAUCAGCUUCGUUAGGCAAAAGUGCCUUAAACUCUGAGUUGGAAUCCUUCCCCCAGGAUCAACAAAAGCAAAAGAAAAAUAAAAUUCCUUUGGCAUUGACUUACAUAGAAGUAUAUUGUUUGGUUGUCAGCUGAUGAGAAGUUAGAUUGGUUUGAUGUUUGCUCAAAUUCUUGCUGGAGACAUACCUGUACAGCUGAAACCUGUUUUGAUAUUUAAUCAGUCAGGCUUUAGUUAACUCAUUCUGUGUAAAGGCUUAGCACUUGUCCAAAAUUUGAUCAUUUAUCCAAAUGAUUCCAUUUA
This is a messenger RNA of Ziziphus jujuba (common jujube), 3595 nucleotides long. Its product is annotated as probable serine/threonine-protein kinase At1g09600. Bases 918 to 3059 code for a protein of 713 amino acids. Lineage: Eukaryota; Viridiplantae; Streptophyta; Magnoliopsida; Rosales; Rhamnaceae. Gene Ontology annotation, cellular component: nucleus; cyclin-dependent protein kinase holoenzyme complex. The transcript is spliced from 8 exons. The record is from RefSeq and is a predicted model, not a curated record. Gene Ontology annotation, biological process: protein phosphorylation; positive regulation of transcription elongation by RNA polymerase II. Gene Ontology annotation, molecular function: ATP binding; cyclin-dependent protein serine/threonine kinase activity; RNA polymerase II CTD heptapeptide repeat kinase activity.